Schistocerca nitens (vagrant locust) is the source of this 1176-nucleotide messenger RNA. RefSeq names its product troponin T, cardiac muscle-like. Bases 1 to 1176 code for a protein of 391 amino acids. Lineage: Eukaryota; Metazoa; Arthropoda; Insecta; Orthoptera; Acrididae. The record is from RefSeq and is a predicted model, not a curated record. The transcript has 3 exons.
AUGUUGGUAGACUUGAUAAAGAAGAGUUCGCAAGAAACUAACGCAUCAUUAGAGAGGAGUUCGCAAGAAGCUAGAGAAAGGGAAGAAAUAUCCCGAGAAUCAUUAGAGAAAAGUCUCAGAAAAUCACUAAGGGAAGAUUUACGAGAAUCAUUAGAGAAGAAUUCACAAGAAACUAAAGCAUCGUUAGAGAAAAAUUCACAAGAAACUAAAGCAUCGUUAGAGAAGAGUUCACAAGAAACGAGAGAAGCACUAAAGGAAGAUUUACAAGAGAUCAAAACAUCACAAAUGAAGAUGGAAUAUAAUUUGAAGAAGGAAAUGCAGGAGUUGCAAGAACGACUGAAGAUGGACAUCGACGAGAGAGAAAAGAAGCUACAGAAGAGCAUAGACCAAGUCCAGGGAGACGUGGAAAAGGUGGAAGGAAAGUUAACAAAAAAGAUAGAAAACGAUAUUGAAGAAACGAAAGCCGAAUUGGGAGAAAGAAUCAACGAAGUGGAAACAAAUUGCAAUCAUCGAAUCACCGAGGUGACGCAGAUGCAGAAACAAUGCAACGAGGCGGUUAAGGGGAUAGGAGAUAGGCAAAACCAACUAGCUGUCAAUCUGAGAAAUGCUAUAGCCGUGCAACGAGAAGAAGGUAACAAGAGGGUUGAAAUGGAGGUCAAGCAGUUACACCAGGGAGUGCAGCAAUUGGAAAGCAAGACAGAAGAAAUUGAUAGACGAAUUAGCAAUGCCACCUUAGCCGUUGGGGGAGGGAUAGAUUGGUUGAAUGAAGUUGAUGCAGUAGUGAGUUUUGAUGAAGGUACUAUCAAAGUCAAAGGAAGAAAGGGAGAAGAGAAGAGGUUGAAAUUUGCUGAGGGGAAUGCGAUCGAAGAAGGGGAAGAGUUCAGAAGAAUAAAUUUGUGUCACGAAGAGGAACCCAACAUGGGAUACGGGGAAGAGGAACCAGGAGCAGAAGUAUUAAUAUACCUUGAGGGAAUAGCACGAGAGGAUAGACAUAAAGAGGACAAGAUCAGAAAAAAAUUGGAGGAGAUGACGCAACUAGAUGAGAGGACUAAGAAGAAAUUAGCUACAGAAGCGGCGUCGCGCUGCCCCCUGAGGGGCAUCCCCGGCGGCGUGUCGCAUCACAGCGUCGCCGAGUGCGGCCCAGGAAAUGAAUGGGCGUCUCCCAGCGACCACUAA